AUGGCUGCGAGUACAUCUGGCCCGCAGAUCUUCGACGAUGCGAACCGAUCACCUACUAAACCAUCGAUGUUCCGAGUCAUCAUGUCACCCAAAUCCCAUAAAAGAAAUCAGUCCGCAGACGAUGCCAUUGCCCCACGGCCUCUGCAGAGAAGCAAGCCCUACGAGAAUAUCCCCUUCUCAUUUGGCGAACCAUCCGAUACUCCCACCGGCUACCGCCCUUUGAGUGAGAUCGUCCCCAACCGUGACACGAACGACAAUGGAGCAACACCGAAAAUCGGCGGCAGGGAAGGGAAGGGUGCUCUACACAAGAAGACAAAGAGCGCUGUAUCCUUGAAGUCACUGAGAAGCUACAUGGAGCGUAAAGAUGGCAAGGCGGGCGACCAGACUGCCGAGCAAGGCGAAGAGCUAUCACCCAAGAAGGCAAAGUCAUCCAACAGCCUCUCGGCCAUCCUCAAAAGGUCUCAGCGCGGACGGAAAGAUGGCUCAAAUUCCAAGCAGAGUCGUGACAAGGAGAAUCGCAGUCCGACGGAUCUGAUCGAUAACAUGCCAUCUCCGGUCUGGUCGCAGGAAUCGGCUUCUGUCCACAGGGAGCCAAUCGGUCGAUCGAGACCGAACUCAACCGCUGACAUACGACGAACCGUGGCGGAAGAAGUAUCCCUCUAUACGCCCAAAGGCUAUGGGCCAAGUCAGCAACGAAAUUUCUAUGACUUUCAUCAACCGUCCCUUUCCAAAUCUGGUGAUGCCAAAGCUCGGCCAAAGUCGGAGAUUCUCGCUGGAAAUCGCAAGGUGAAGGACUUCCUUGGAUUGCAGCGUGCGACUUCGGGAGAAAGUGAUUCCCCCAAGCGACCCGAUAACGCGUCGACAAGAAGCCGAGCACCCUCGAGUCCGCGCAAGACAUCCCCUUCUACAAUGGCGAAGGAAGAGCCGAAGCGGCUCUCUCGUGUUCAGGCUGCUAUCUCGGCGUUCAACGCGAAGGAGCGAGAUGCGGAUGUGCAUCAGCAUCUCAAUUCUAAGGACCUCGAAAGCGAAUUCGAGAAGUUGUUGGAUGCCAGAAACAUUCCUCACAACAUGAGAGACAAGAUGCGUUCCCUUGACACUAACAUCAAGGCUGAUUUCAUCCAGAAAGACCGAACUGAGAACAUGACUCCCCUCAGUGCAGGAACUGGUGACAGCCGUCGGGGACGUGGCAAAGAAUCCAAGGAGGACUGCGAGCCUCAGGAUCGCAAAGGCUCCCGGUCCCGCUCCAGAACCCGCGGCUUCACCUUAACCAAAGGACCUUCGUCUCCCGGUAAGAAGCUGCGAAGGGACAGUGAAGUAUCAAACCGCCGUCCACGCUCUGUUGAUCUCUCACAGCCUGUUGGUGUCUAUACAACUCUUUCAGCCAAUGCUUCGACCGCCUCGCUUGCCGAAGCGGCUGCUGUUGAUACUGCCGCGGAUCCUUCUGACUUUGUGCAUUAUCUGAGAGAGAUCCAGAAGCCCGAGAUGGUUGAAGUAGGGAAGGUGCACAAACUGCGUCUUCUCCUGCGCAACGAGACUGUCCACUGGGUCAACGAUUUUAUCACCGAAGGUGGUAUGGAUGAGAUAGUACAGCUUCUAUACCGUAUUAUGAAGAUGACCUGGCGGGAGGACCAUGAGGACACUCUUUUGCAUGAGGCGUUGCUAUGCCUCAAGGCACUUUGCACCACAUCUGUCGCUCUAUCCCAUCUCACUGCUAUUGAGGGCGAGCUUUUCCCUGCUUUGCUUAAUAUGCUCUUUGACGAGGAGAAGAAGGGUCCCAGUGAGUUCACCACUCGCGGGAUCAUCGCGAACCUGCUCUUCACACAGCUUUCCACCGCUCCUGCAGGCGAGCAGGCGACGAAGCGUGCCAAGCAGAUUCUCUCCUAUUUGAAAGACCCUGCACCACCUGCGGACAACCAGCCGUUGUCUUUUAUCGCCAGUAUCUACCAGUCACGACCUUAUCGAGUUUGGUGCAAAGAGGUCACCAACGUGACAAAGGAGGUGUUCUGGAUCUUCCUUCAUCACCUAAAUGUUAUUCCUCUCCCCAAAACCGAAGAUCUGUUCGGCGAAAAGACCCCAGUGGACACUCGCCCAUACAGUGAGCGCCACUUCCCACCUCCACGCCCUCCUGUCCCAGCUGCUCCAUAUGUUGGCGGCGUUGAAUGGGAUGCGACCAACUACCUUGCCGCGCAUCUUGAUCUUAUGAAUGGCAUAAUUGCAAUGCUGCCCACCCCAGAUGAACGGAACCAACUCCGUGAUGAGCUACGUGCCUCCGGGUUCGAGAAGGUCAUGGGCGGUAGCCUGCGCACCUGCAAGGAGAAAUUUUACUCCUCUGUACAUGACUGCCUAAGAACCUGGGUCGCCGCCGCAGUCGACGAUGGCUGGCCACAUACGUUUGUACGCGAAGGCCCACCCCGGGCGGGCGAGCCUGGUUCACCCACCAAAUCCCCUAAAAAGUCCGCACCAGGCAGUCCGAGGAAGGGCUUGGUCGAUGAGCGACCACCCAAGCUGGAACUUGCUUUGGACUUUGAAAACCGACCUGCUCCAGGCCCGACAACCCCGUCGAGCGACCUGCGCAGCUGGCUCUGA
Messenger RNA from Penicillium soppii, 2586 nucleotides. RefSeq lists its product as uncharacterized. The record is from RefSeq and is a predicted model, not a curated record. The coding region runs from base 1 to 2586 and encodes 861 amino acids. Gene Ontology annotation, biological process: actin cytoskeleton organization. The transcript has 3 exons. NCBI's taxonomy places the organism in Eukaryota, Fungi, Ascomycota, Eurotiomycetes, Eurotiales, Aspergillaceae. Gene Ontology annotation, molecular function: actin binding; small GTPase binding.